Molecule: messenger RNA, 1113 nt
Organism: Menidia menidia (Atlantic silverside)
Lineage: Eukaryota; Metazoa; Chordata; Actinopteri; Atheriniformes; Atherinopsidae
Source: the annotation of a GenBank genome assembly
AUGAUGGCGUCAAGCUACAACGCUAAGGAAGAGGACGGUCACCACUCGGGUUCUGCGACUCACGGCGGGCCAGGUGUAGCAAAAAGUAAAAAACCGGACAACACUGCUUUUAAACAGCAGAGAUUACCAGCCUGGCAGCCCAUAUUGACAGCGGGGACUGUGCUGCCUGCCUUUUUCGUUAUCGGUCUCAUCUUCAUCCCCAUCGGUAUCGGCCUGUAUGUAACGUCGAACAACAUCAAAGAGUUUGAGAUUGAUUACACUGGUUUGGACAUCGAUAGUCCAUGCUACAGCUGUGCCAAGAACUUCAGCUGGAACAGUACGGCACCGUGCGUCUGCACUGUGAACUUCACAUUGGAGCAGCCGUUUGAGAGCAAUGUUUACAUGUACUACGGCUUAUCCAACUUCUAUCAGAACCACAGGCGUUAUGUGAAGUCCAGAGAUGACAGCCAGUUGAAUGGUGAUCUGUCUGCUUUGAAGAGUCCCAGUAAAGAAUGUGAACCCUACCGCACUAGUGAAGGACAGUCCAUUGCGCCAUGUGGGGCCAUAGCUAACAGCCUGUUCAACGACACUUUGGAGCUAUACCAUAUUGAAUCCAAUGGCACCAAAAAUCAAGUUGUGCUUGCAAAGAAGGGCAUUGCAUGGUGGACAGACAAGCACGUGAAGUUCAGGAACCCCGGAGGAAACAGCAACCUCACUGCAGCUUUCCAGGGCACUGCUAAGCCAGUAAACUGGAGGAAGCCAGUUUACGAGUUGGACCAAUCAGAUCCCGAGAACAACGGCUUCAUCAACGAAGACUUCAUCGUGUGGAUGCGCACGGCCGCACUCCCCACCUUCAGGAAGCUCUACCGCAUCAUCCACAAGAAACCAAACACCACCCCAACUCUUCCCAGUGGCAGAUAUGCCUUGGACAUCACCUACAAUUACCCUGUGCUCAGCUUUGAUGGUCGAAAGCGAAUGAUCCUGAGCACCAUCUCCUGGAUGGGAGGGAAGAAUCCCUUUUUAGGCAUUGCCUACAUCACUGUGGGUUCCAUCUGCUUCUUCCUUGGAGUGGUCCUGCUCAUCAUCCACCAUAAAUAUGACACCCGCAGCAACAGUGCAGAUAUUCCAAACUGA